AUGGCGGUCUCGUCAUUCUCUCUUCAGGUCUCUCUAUCGAAACUCAUUUCAUCUCUUCUCCUUCUUCACUCCACUUCUCAGGGAACACUUCUCAUUCUAUCUCCUUCCUCCGCCACUCUCAAAUCCAAAAUCAAUUUCCAUCUGAAAACCCUAAACCCCCAAUUCUACCAAGUCCCCGUCGAAAUCACCGCCGACCUCCCCGUUAACCACCGCCACUCCCUCUACUCUUCCGGCUCCGUCUGUUUCAUUACCCCUAGAAUCCUCAUCGUUGAUCUUCUCACUAAUAAACUACCUGCCUCAAUUAUCUCCGGACUCAUCAUCCUCAACGCUCAUUCCGUUUCGAAGACUUCCACUGAAGCUUUUAUUGUUAGGAUUUUUCGUUCUCUCAAUCGAAGUGCGUUUGUUCGUGUUUUCUCCGAUAGGCCACAAGCGAUGGUUUCGGGUUUUACGAAGGCGGAGAGAACUAUGAAGUGUUUGCAUAUUCGUGGUGAAUCAACAGCCGAUAAUUGCCAAAUACUUCAAUCAAGAGUUAAUAGAUUGAAAUCGGACAAAUAUCAGAUUGAUUCGGACAAGUUGAAAGGCUACUCUUGUGAUAUUAAUUUUACUGACAAGGAGCUUGAUAUAAUUGACAUGGCUGUUUAUGGUGAUGUAAUCCGGCCAGGAAACCAGUGUAGAUGCAGAACUGUUGAUGAAAUGCUUGGAAAAUUUAAGUGCAUCAACAAGGGUCUAUCCACAUGGAAAAAAGAAACCAUAGUGAAAGAGGAGUUUGUGAAGCAUUUAGAGUCCACUGCCACUAGCAAUGAAGAUGUUGAAUACAAGUAUCUUCCUAGUUGUCCAGAUGAUGAGCCUCAGAAGAAAAUUAAUCAAGGUACCAUUCUUAGCAACAUUCAAUGGAAGAAAUUUGGACUUCUUUGUUUUGUUUGGAUUGCAGUUCUUCUCUUGCAGAUUGCCAAGAAUUAUACAGCUACAUGUUCAAUCAAAUACUGGUUACUAACUUUGUUACAGACACCAGUUACUGUUGGGGUUUCAAUGUACCAAGCAAUAGGCCUAUAUCAAGGGAAGAAGAUUACAGUUUCUAAGCAAGAUCAUGGCACACAUUGGCCUUUGCAUCUUCUGAUUGUAUCACUUUCAUGUGCUUUGCUAGCUGGAAUAUUGGGUGGACUUCUUGGUGUAGGUAGUGGAUUUGUCAUGGGUCCUUUGUUUAUCGAAUUCGGAAUCGCGCCUCAGGUAGCAAGUGCCACGGCCACAUUAGGAAUGACAUUCACAGCAUCUAUAUCGGUUGCGCAAUAUUUUCUCUUGAAUCGAUUUCCGGUUCCUUAUGCUCUGUAUCUUACCAUUGUGGCUACAAUUGCAGCAUACAUAGGACAGAAAAUAAUUGACAGGCUUGUCAAUAUCUUUCAAAGAGCUUCUUUGAUUAUCUUUGUCUUAUCCUUCACAAUUCUUGUUAGUGCAAUUGCACUAGGUAUAGGCAGUAUGGCUUGUGGGAAAGGUAUGCAGAGUUAUAUCCAAAUGAAGAUUUGAUUUAUACUGUUGGUGUUAGUGACUACACAAAAGAUUGGUUCUAUGCACAGGUUACAAGAAAGAAAAAUGAAGAUAUUUAUGAAGGAACUACAUGGCAAAUAAAGUUUAACCUAGAUGACGUGGAAAAAGAUGAAAUAUAUAAAUUGCGAUUGGCUCUUGCAAGUGCAAAUGUCUCUGAAUUACAG
Molecule: messenger RNA, 1706 nt
Organism: Lathyrus oleraceus (garden pea)
Lineage: Eukaryota; Viridiplantae; Streptophyta; Magnoliopsida; Fabales; Fabaceae
Exons: 12
Coding region: 1-1521 (506 amino acids)
Biological process (GO): protein ubiquitination
Cellular component (GO): membrane; Cul4A-RING E3 ubiquitin ligase complex
Source: RefSeq, a predicted model, not a curated record